AUGUCUAACAUUCCAGAAAAUGACGGUUUUCGGCAAAUCGAGGUGGCUCUGGUCUUGGUCGAAGUUGGAGGAGAGGAAUUGAAGUUGGGAAAUUUCGUAGGGUUUGUUCGAGAAACUUCACUGGUUGGAGGUAUUGAAACUGCAAAGGGACAGUGGGACACCCCUUGUCUGAUCGUGAAGUUUGUUUUGUUUAGUGGCAUCACAUACUCUACUAUCACAACUAGGGCAUCUGCUACUGAAGAUGGUUAUAAGAAGUGUGAACAUACUGUCAAGAACUGGGCAUUCUCUUCCCGUGAUUCUGAAAUUAAAGAUGACAAAUGCAUACUGCGGGACUUGCUUUUUUUCCUUCAUGUUCCUAGGACAGGAGGGCGAACAUAUUUCCAUUGUUUCUUGAAGAAGCUAUAUGCAAAUGCCCAAGAAUGUCCACGCUCUUAUGAUAAGUUAAGGUUUGAUCCAAGAGAAUCAAACUGCCGGUUAUUAAGUACACAUGACGACUAUAGCAUGAUAUUUAAACUUCCCAAGGAGCAAACCUCAGUGGUUACAAUACUUAGAAACCCUAUUGAACGAGUCUUUAGCACUUACGAAUUUUCGGUGGAGGUAGCAGCUAGGUUUUUGGUAUUCCGUAACUUCACAUCUUUAUCAAGAAUGGCGAAACGUGCACGUCUGAAGGCAGGUGGGGUAAGCACACUGGACAUCUGGCCAUGGAAAUAUUUGGUCCCUUGGAUGAGAGAAGAUCUAUUUGCCCGAAGGGAUGCUAGAAUUAGCAAAGGCCAAUCUUAUAUCCUAAGUAAUGACUCAUAUGAUAUGGAAGAAAUUUUGAUGCCCCUACGUGAUUACAUUAAUGAUCCUAUUGCUCGAGACAUCAUCCACAAUGGGGCCACCUUCCAGAUUGCAGGACUUACAAACAACUCUUAUUUAGCCGAAUCACAUGCAGUGCGCCAUUGUGUACUAAAGUAUCAGGGUCUUGGUCAUUAUGUGCUUGAAGUUGUGAAGAAGAGAUUGGAUCAUAUGUUGUAUGUCGGACUUACUGAGAAACACAGAGAGUCAGCUUCUAUGUUCGCAAGUUUAGUUGGUGCACAGGUGGUAGCUCAGUUGACAAAAUCAAGCUCCAGUUCUGAUUCUGCCAUUAAUAAUGGUUCAGAACACAGAUCCUUGCUUCCGAAUUCCAAGUCUGAUGCAAAUCAAGAAAACAACACUUACACAAAGCUAAAGAAAGUAUCAUCAGCUAGCAAGGACGAAGCAGCAAACAGUAAUGUACACCCCCAGCAACGGCUUAUGGAGGUUGGAAAACUUCUGGAAGCAUACGAGUCCUGUAUUUCAAGCUUACGAAACUCCCAAUCAGAUCGACGUGCAAAAUCCUUGAAAAGAAUUUCUCCUGCAAACUUUACAAAAGAGGCUCGUCGUAAGGUACCUGAACUGCUACUUCAGGAAAUUACAUCACUGAACAGCCUAGAUACGCAGCUGUACAAUUAUGCUCGGGACAUCUUUGCAAAGCAACAGGCACUUGUGAUGCAAAAUAUGGUUCAGGCAAAGAACCUGCCAAGUACAGUAGACGAGCAUGCAUACCUCUCCUCAGGGAAAGUCCUUUUCUUGGUCAUAGCCUGUCUCUUGGUUCUUUUCUUCGUGUUUCAUUUUGUAAAUGCAAGGAGAAGGACUUCGAAAGUUAAAUUGUAAUUUUAGUCCGAAUGAAGUAGAAAGAUGAAAGAACCUCGUUGAAUAUGAAUUUCAGUAGAAAAUAAUAGUUAUUCCUUGGAUAUACAAAAUGUCAAAAUCCCUAACAUUUUGCAUUCUGGGAAAUAAAAUAAAAAUUGAAGGGACUCAAUUCUUCAUUUUUGAA
Molecule: messenger RNA, 1837 nt
Organism: Olea europaea var. sylvestris
Lineage: Eukaryota; Viridiplantae; Streptophyta; Magnoliopsida; Lamiales; Oleaceae
Product: protein-tyrosine sulfotransferase-like
Exons: 13
Coding region: 1-1674 (557 amino acids)
Cellular component (GO): membrane
Molecular function (GO): heparan sulfate 6-sulfotransferase activity
Source: RefSeq, a predicted model, not a curated record